Loxodonta africana (African savanna elephant) is the source of this 2396-nucleotide messenger RNA. It is a transcript of the gene KRT10, whose product is annotated as keratin 10. The transcript is spliced from 8 exons. Gene Ontology annotation, biological process: epidermis development; epithelial cell differentiation; intermediate filament organization. The record is from RefSeq and is a predicted model, not a curated record. Bases 12 to 1676 code for a protein of 554 amino acids. Gene Ontology annotation, molecular function: structural constituent of skin epidermis. Gene Ontology annotation, cellular component: keratin filament; cytoskeleton. Lineage: Eukaryota; Metazoa; Chordata; Mammalia; Proboscidea; Elephantidae.
ACAGCAUCGCCAUGUCUGUUCAAUACAGCUCAAGCAAGCAGUACUCUUCCUCCCGCUGUGGAGGAAGAAGUGGUGGUGGAGGAGGGUCAUCCAUCAAAAUUUCGAGCAGCAAAGGCUCCAUUGGUGGAGGAUUUGUCCCAGGGGGGUUCAGCUGUGGCUCUUUUAGCCGGGGGAGCUCUAGUGGGGUGUGCUUUGGGGGUUCAUCAGGUGGCUAUGGAGGAAUAGGAGGAGGUUUGGGUGGAGGUAGCUUUGGUGGAAGCAUCUUCAGUGGGGGCUAUGGAGGAGGCAGCUUUGGAGGGGGCUAUGGAGGAGGUGGCUUUGGAGGAGGAAGCUUUGGUGGGGGCAGCUUUGGAGGAUUUGGUGGUGGAUUUGGAGAGGGCGGCCUUCUCUCUGGAAAUGAAAAGCUAACCAUGCAGAAUCUGAACGACCGCCUGGCUUCCUACCUGGACAAAGUCCGGGCACUGGAAGAAUCAAACUAUGAGCUAGAGGGCAAAAUCAAAGAGUGGUAUGAAAAGCAUGGUAAUGUAGGCCAGCGAGAGCCUCGUGACUACAGCAAAUACUUCCAAAUCAUCGAAGAACUUAAAAAUCAGAUCAUCAAUCUAACAACUGACAAUGCCAAUAUUCUGAUCCAGAUUGACAAUGCCAGGCUGGCAGCUGAUGACUUCAGGCUGAAGUAUGAGAACGAGGUAGCCCUACGCCAGAGCGUGGAGGCCGACAUCAAUGGCCUGCGCAGGGUGUUGGAUGAGCUGACCCUGGCCAGGGCUGACCUGGAGAUGCAGAUUGAGAGCCUGACUGAAGAGGUGGCCUACCUGAAGAAGAACCAUGAACAGGAAAUGAGAGACCUCCAGAAUGUAUCCACUGGUGACGUGAAUGUGGAAAUGAAUGCUGCCCCAGGUGUUGAUCUGACUGAACUUCUGAAUAACAUGAGAAGCCAAUACGAACAACUUGCUGAGCAAAACCGCAGAGACGCUGAAGCCUGGUUUAAUGAAAAGAGCAAGGAACUGACUAUAGAAAUCGACACUAACAUUGAACAAAUAUCCAGCUAUCAAACUGAGAUUACCGAAUUGAGACGCACUGUUCAAGCUUUGGAGAUAGAACUACAGUCCCAACUAGCCCUGAAACAAUCCCUGGAAGCUUCCUUGGCAGAAACAGAAGGCCGCUACUGUGUGCAGCUCUCACAGAUUCAAGCCCAGAUUAGCGCUCUGGAGGAACAACUGCAGCAGAUUCGAGCUGAAAUCGAGUGCCAGAAUGCUGAGUACCAACAACUCCUGGAUAUUAAGAUCCGACUGGAGAAUGAAAUUCAAACCUACCGCAGCCUCCUAGAAGGAGAGGGAAGCACCGGCGUUAUCUACUACGGCGGCGGGCGCGGCGGCGGAAGUUCCGGCGGUGGCUACGGCGGAAGUUCCGGCGGCGGUGGCGGCUACACCGGCGGCAGCUCUAGCGGCGGCGGCCAGGGAGGCAGUUCCGGCGGCGUCCAGACCGGAAGUAUCAGCUACAAGGUUUCCUCCAGCUCCUCCACGUCUGUUGGAGAGUCCUCAUCAAAAGGAGCAAGGUCAGCAGAACCCAGCUGGGAUACUAACAAGACCAGAGUAAUCAAGACGAUUAUUGAAGAGGUGGCACCUGAUGGUAGAGUUCUUUCGUCUAUGGUUGAAUCAGAAACCAAGAAACACUAUUAAGCCGCAUCAAGAGGAAAGAGUCUCCCCUCACAAAGGCCAUUAUAUAUAAACGCAUGGAAAACAAAAUCUCCAAGAAAACACCUCGGUCUUAAUGGUCUAUGGAAACAGGUUCACUUCUUGAAAGUAAGGUGUCUAAAAGGUGUUUCGUGGAUUCUGUAUUUCUUCUUUUCACUUUACCAGAAAGUGUUCUUUAAUUAAAAGAAAAACUUUCUAUUCUCCUUUACUGAUGAAUUUCAAUAAACUUUCUUACUGAUGCAAACUAUCCAAUUUGGUCAGAAUUGUCUUUGUUUCACUUAGAUAAUUUUUUUAACAUUAAAAUUAGUAAGCUAUAGCAUCUGAAGAUUGAUUGAUCCAAAAAUUCUACAGCCUGAAUUACUGUAAUUAUGAUUUCUCUGAAGUAAGUUUUUAAAUCUUGUGUGCACACACUGUCAGUAAGAUCACUGAAUAAAAAGUCUGUGAGUCACCACUCAUAUUCUUUCUUAAAAACACACAACAUGUGGAAAGCUCACAGCUCUCUGGCUUUAAACUAUUUAGUUCUUAGAAAUUUUGAAAUAUCCAAAAUAAGACCCCCAAAAUAAAAUUAAUUGGAAAUUUCACAUUUUCUAAUUACAUGAUUUCUCACAUUUUUCUGCCCUCGUUUUCUUCCCAUUACUAUAUUGCUUCUUAAUUGUUGUGACCUUAAGAGAUAACUCCUAAUACUUAACAACUCAGUAAAAUCAU